AUGUGGGCACUCAAGAAGUUAAAUUUAGAUAGGGAUGUCACAUUAAGUCAAAUAUUUAAUGAGUCGAAUGAGCUCGAUGGGUUUCAGCUAAAAGCAUAUAAAAGUUCAGCCUUGUACAAGGAGACGAAGAAGAGGUACCAUGAUAAACCGAUUGAGAAGCAUGAAUUUGCUCCCAGUUAUUUGCUCAAGUUUAAGUUGACGGGGCCAUUCAAAGUGGUACAACUAUUUUCACACGGAGCGGUUGAACUUGAGAAUGAGGAAGGAACAAGAUUCAAGGUGAAUGGUCGAAGGAUCAAAGAGUACCUGAGUCAAAUGGAAGAGGAAAAAGAGGUUAUAGAAGAAUGGGAUCUUGAUGAAGUCUGA
Messenger RNA from Solanum tuberosum (potato), 363 nucleotides. RefSeq lists its product as uncharacterized. Lineage: Eukaryota; Viridiplantae; Streptophyta; Magnoliopsida; Solanales; Solanaceae. The transcript is spliced from 2 exons. The record is from RefSeq and is a predicted model, not a curated record. Bases 1 to 363 code for a protein of 120 amino acids.